Anopheles coluzzii is the source of this 710-nucleotide messenger RNA. RefSeq lists its product as uncharacterized. Bases 56 to 601 code for a protein of 181 amino acids. The transcript is spliced from 4 exons. The record is from RefSeq and is a predicted model, not a curated record. Lineage: Eukaryota; Metazoa; Arthropoda; Insecta; Diptera; Culicidae.
ACAGUUGUUUUCGACUUUUCUUUUCCGCAGAAUUCCCGUUCUGAAAUGCCAUCCAAUGAAGUGCAAUCAAAAGCAUAAAUUGAUGCGAAUUUCUUUCAUCUUUUUAAUAGUUUUGCUAUUUGUGCGUGGCUAUCCUGCCGAAGAGAAUACUGAGGAAGAAACCGUGAUUGAAGACUUUUUUAUAUGUCGUACCUGCGGAAAUGAUGUCAGCGUAGCGAAUCUAGCCUUCGACAAAUACACCCCACUAGCGCUUAGCGUGACAAAUCACUCUUUCACGGAAACACGUUCCGUGCUAAUACAGGAAGUGCAGAAUCCUCUCGGAAUUCGGUUUCACAUCUUUCUCGUAAAGCAAGCCUCCUGCGCAAAGGUUCACCCGUGGACAAUCAAGUCGACCUGGUUCCCUGGCUACGCGUGGAAGGUUUGCGUGUGCCCCAAGUGUCAUACACUGCUCGGGUGGAUGUUCGAACCCGUCGAGAGCGCCACGGCAGAGCAAAGUUUCCCUUCGGAGGCGGGUUUCUACGCAAUCAUCUUUCAGAACAUCAUCACAGAAGGAUUCGUGAACUCGCUGCUUAUGAAAGAAAAAGCACUGCGCGAUAAUUGACAUACAUAACCGAAAGGAAGAAAACGCAACUCACAACCAUGGUUGACCCCAAGAGACACAUCAACAUCCUUUCGCCAGAGGAACAGGCGUUCAUUGAGGAGUGCGACAA